This is a messenger RNA of Onychostoma macrolepis, 2040 nucleotides long. RefSeq lists its product as uncharacterized. Gene Ontology annotation, molecular function: GTP binding. Bases 34 to 1620 code for a protein of 528 amino acids. The record is from RefSeq and is a predicted model, not a curated record. The transcript has 2 exons. Lineage: Eukaryota; Metazoa; Chordata; Actinopteri; Cypriniformes; Cyprinidae.
UUCACUUUACGAGACCAUACCUGUCGUUAUAAGAUGAAAUCAAAAGCAAAUUGGCUAAUCAUAUUCAUUCUUGCAUUUCACAUCACAUCUUCAGAAGCUUCUGAUGAAGAUGAAGUGAGGAUCCUGGUCGUGGGAGUCAGAGGUCAGUCCAGAUUCGUCGCUGCAGAUCUUCUGUCAGGAAGGAAAGACGGUGGACAGGAGGACAGAGAGAUUGUAAAGACUCCAGUAAUUACAGACGAGGCUCGUAGAAUGAUGCUGGUCACUGGACCAAACCUCUGUGAGGAGGACACAGCGAGACAGACCUUCACAACAGCGCUGUUUCUCUCGUCUCCUGGACCUCACGCCGUUUUAAUGGUCCUGAAUCUGGAAGAUCAACAAUCACAACAGUGUGAUAUUGAGAAACGAGCCCAGGAGCUGCUGGGAGCAGAAGUCCUGCAGUACUGCAUUGUUCUUCUGCUCCAAAAUCAGCAGGAACCUUUCACAGGAGCGUCCAGAGGGAUUGCUGGAGAAGUGAUCAACGCUUGUGGAGGAAGAUUUCAUAUGUUAAGAGACUCUGAACCAGAACCUGCUCAAAGAGCAGCUCUUAUAGCACAAAUAGACAAGUUAGUUUGGUUCAAUGAGCACAGAUUUUGCUCAGUACAGAAUGAAACUCAACAUUUAGAAGCUGUAAGCCUAGAGCUUUUUAAAAGACAAGAAGAAAUCCAGAAAAUACCUCAAGAAAAUGAGCAAAAUGUAAAUAAAGAAAAUCCGCUCUUAUCUGUAAUAUAUCACAGUUUAGGAGAAACAGGUGGAAUUGUGGGAUGGAUUUCUCUUUCCGCUCUUGUCAUUUACAGUAAACUGAGGCACAAAUAUUUAAAUUCUGUGGUAAAAUUUGCAGCACUUGUUUUGUUUAUGAUCAGUUUAAGAAAUGUUCUGCAUCCACAUUUUGCCAUAACGCUAAAUUUAGCCUUGGUAUCAUCACUAGCAACUGUACUUACAAAAGACACCAGAGAAAUCGAAGAAACUGAGUUUACCGGGAGUCAAGACACCAGGCAUAUCAUUGGGGAUAUUAUAGUAUUUUUUUUUAUGCAACUAAUACUUAAUUUCAAGGUAAUGAUGCAUUUACCGUUUGUGGUGGGUUCGGCUCUGGUCGUUGGGUCAAUUAUCAGCAUCAGGACGUGGUCAGAUGUGCUUUUAGCUUGUUAUGCGGCUCCUGGGGUCACAGUCGGGGCUUCUGCAUUUAUAUUUUACAAUGAAAAUAUUAGUCGUGAAUUUCCAUUCUUUGCACUCGGGUCAUUUCUGUGUUGUUCUGUUGGGGCGACACUCUCAGUGGGGUUUGUGAGCAUGCUAAUUGCUCUGCUUGGUGUCAAGAUGACAAUAAUUCUACUAAUAUUAGGAUUUACAACGGCAUGUUUGCAUUUAAAGACUGAAACUCUACUGAAUGUGUUCUAUUUCAUUGUUAUUAUAGUGGUUUUGCCAUGUGUUUGUGUGCUCAUCGGUUCAGUCUUUCUCAUGUUAGGGUCGGUGAUGAGUUUUAUCAAGGUGAUUAUAGAAAACUUGCUCAGUUCUUACCUGUUUCAUGUAGCAUUACUGUUUGGUUCAUUAAUAGUAAUUUGUCAAAGGCAGACUGCAUCAGGUUAAGCCGCAAACAGCAACUAAAUCACAAAUAACUUGUUAUUAUGUAUAUAUUUUAGUUAUACUGUAAUUGUUGGUAAGACCCUCUAGCUCUGGAUGAAAAUGUGUUAAAUGUCCACUUAUCUCCUCUGCAGCUCUGCAGACAAAAUAAUGCAGUUUUCAGAUCAUGUUGCUGUUGCGAUUUAACCUGGAGAUUUAACUGUAAAUAAAUACAGCUUACUGUAUGAAACUUACAAAUAUUACUUGCUACUGCCUCCAUCAUCACGAUCAAUGAGGAGCUGAUCAAAUACAGAAAUACUCAUCUAAAAACUGCUGUGUAUUAAGCGAGUUAUUUUCUAUCUAAAAUAUAAAUUUUGGUAACUCAUGUAUAUUAAGCUUAAGAUUAUUUAUAUACAUAAAUACAUAAAACAAAUAAGCUUCAUAGAA